AUUUUCGACAUAUAUAUUUAUCCAUAUACACAGUCUAACGCAUGCCCAGUUGUCUAAUAAUAAUCAAAAUAUGCUUUUCUUUGCCUUGACUUUUGACAUAGGCAUGCAUGGCCAUGUCAUGCUCUACCUGGCUACAAUAAAUCUGCUCUUUUUUUUAAGCAUGUGUUGCAAAUAUUUAAUACUCUAGAAUUGUACAUUUUGUUUUCCCUUGCAACUCAUUUGUUUAUGUGUGUCUGUGUAUGUAGGGAUUAGGGUAAAUUUCACAUGCAGAAGACAUUCAUUUCUUGACUUGGCCCAUCUGAAAACGUAUGCAGAGAGAACGAUAAAAGAAAGGAAAGGUAGACUAGACAGUAAUCUUUCUAUUUUUCCAAAUAAGGAUAAUACUACUGAUCACAUGUGCUGGUCACUAGAGGGCAGCAAUCGUCUCUGCUAAAAGAUUAGCACACUUCCUGUGAGUAUACAGCGCACAUCAACAGACCUGCCCAUGCAGCAUUCCUCCCUGCCUCCGUGUCAUGAAUUACGUUCUGCCCUGAACUGUUGAAUGAGGGUGGUCUUGGCCAUCUGUGAGCGACCAAAGCGACGCGUCGACUGGUAAUACAUAUCUCCUUCAUGUUCAUGUUGUAGGUUAGCUAUUUUGUGAAACACUCCGAGGUUGCCUGACGUGUCGGAGGAAUCGGAAAGUCAGUGGAGUGCUCCUUCAGUGGUCACUAGCAGGGCAAGGUGGAGGCAUCUGUAGCAACAGUGUACGUCACAUCAUCAGGCUGCUCAUAACCCUCCAAGAUGAGUGGCAGUGCCGGUAAGCGCAGCCGCCGGGGCCGGGCCGAGGCCCCCACAGACUCCGACGGAGGCUCCAGCAGUGACUCGGGCUCAGGGGCCCAGGCUGGGGUGUCCGUGCUGAACCGAAUGCUGGACCUGCCGGCCGGGCACCUCUCGCGUCCGCAGCUGAAGCGCUUGGAGGACCACCGGUACAGCAGCGCAGGCCGCUCCCUGUUGGAGCCCAGCAUGCAGCCGUACUGGGAGGGCCUGGUGGCGCGCGUGCCCACGUGGAUCGCACCCAACCUCAUCACCAUUGUGGGCCUUGCCACCAACAUCCUUACCACCCUGGUGCUGGUCUACUACUGCCCCACUGCCUCCGAGCAGGCUCCCACGUGGGUGUACUUUGCCUGUGCUGUGGGUCUCUUCAUUUACCAGUCUCUGGAUGCCAUCGACGGGAAGCAGGCGAGGCGCACUAACAGUAGCACGCCACUGGGGGAGCUGUUCGACCACGGCUGCGACUCGCUGUCCACCGUGUUUGUGGUGUUGGGCACGUGCAUUGCCGUGCAGCUGGGCACCCAUCCCGGCUGGAUGUUCUUCUGCUGUUUCGCGGGCAUGUUCAUGUUCUACUGCGCCCACUGGCAGACCUACGUCUCCGGCACGCUGCGCUUCGGCAUUAUUGAUGUGACUGAAGUUCAGAUCUUCAUAAUAGUCAUGUAUCUGCUGGGCGCCGUGGGAGGAACCGCUUUCUGGCAGUUUCCGCUUCCUGUAGUUCAGAUGCCCGUUAAGAUCAUCCCUGCCAUACUUACAGUCCUGGGGGCCAUCUUCUCCUGCACCAACUACUUCCGGGUUAUUUUUGGAGGGGGUGUGGGCAAGAAUGGCUCCACAAUCGCAGGAACCAGUGUGUUGUCUCCAGGCUUCCAUAUAGGAACAGUGAUCACUCUAGCGUCCCUCAUCUUCUUCAAGUCCUCUGGGCAGCUCUUUCAGACGCACCCCUGUCUGUUCAUCCUGGCCUUUGGCUUUGUGUCUGCCAAGAUCACCAACAAGCUAGUGGUGGCCCACAUGACCAAGAGUGAGAUGCGGUUGUAUGACCUGGCCUUCCUAGGCCCGGUGCUGCUGUGCCUCAACCAGUGUGUGAUGAGGGUGGUGGACCAGUACGCCAUGCUGUGGAUCACCAUCCUCCUGUCGGCUGUGGACCUGGUGCGGUACUGCGUCAGCGUCUGCAACCAGAUCGCCACUCACCUGAACAUCUGCGUCUUUCGCAUCACGACCACUCGCAGCGGCCAGAAGAACCACCACUAGCCUGCCGCUCGCGCUCGCGCUCCCGGCCCCCCCUCCUGGCCCUCGUCUUCCAAGGAAUGUAUGAGCAGCCAAUCAAAUUCCAAACUCAAGAGGCACACAAAACGUGUCCGAGGUAAAUCCUCCGUCACUCAACUCAACUCCGCCCACAAGCAGCAGGGAUUGGCUGCGACCCUUUUUUUGACUCCAAAUCUCGUAGACGGUUAUAAGAUCAUGGGAACACAUUUUAGCAGUGUCCAGACUGGGCCAUGUCUGUAGUGGCACUGUGGCCGUUACGGCUGCGAUGCCGACUGUAGCUUCAUAGUUGUUAUGAACGCCAACAUCCUUAACUCCUUAAGUCCCUGCAGUUGUCUCGACUACCAGCCCACCCCCCCCAACUAACUAUGUUUAAUUUAUGCUAAACGGAAGUGUCAGCCACCAUUCUAAGCGUAUUAUUGUAGUUCUCUUUGACAGUCACUCUUCUAAGUGUAGCCAUGAUGGCUUCUCCACCAUGUUGUGUGCUCUCCUGCUGAUGGCCAUGCUGCUGGUGCUUAGUCAGCUGUAGCUACAGGAUUUCCCCCUCUAGUCACAGUGAGGAGCGAUUCACCCUGUGGCCUGCAGAGGGAGACAAAAACAGCCAGUUUAAUUUGGUGAUGAAGCGAGAGCAGCCGAGAUCAUCCACCACACACCACCAAUGUUUUUUUUUAAGCAGUGUUUCGUUGUUACAUGUGCUGCUAUUUGAAUACCAGACAAAAGGAGCCCAUGGACUGAAAUGAAUGUGUUUGGUUGAUCUCUGUGUCUGCUGUGGUCAGGGAAUUAUGAGGGACAGGCUUCUGUGGAGCUGAGAAGAACGCCAAGCAAAAGGACAUUUAAAGAUUCAGCCACUGUGAAGUCCAGUUUAAUUUCACCAUAAGAAUGUCUUACCUACUUAAAAGAUCCAUGUAUUGUAAUUGUUUUUUAUUUUCACUAAUAGUAUCUACGUAAAAAGGUAAAAUCCCAUGGUAUUGGUGUAGGGGUGUAUGUUUAUAGGAUUUUAUACGGUGUGUUGGAUAAGGGAAAGUGUUCUUGAAGCUGCUGUCUAUUAACUCCUCCAUAUUGAGUGACCAAUGCUCACAUUACCCGUGGUCAUUCCAAGGCACACUUAACACACUGAGCUACACACACUCACACUAUUCCUUUACUCACACAAAAUACCCGUAACCCCAAGCCCAACACCACCGCACCACACACACACACACACACACACACACCCCACACACACACACAGACACACUCCUUUUUGCAUUCCGCUGCACACACACACACACACACACACCCCACACACACACAGACACACUCCUUUUUGCAUUCCGCUGCACACACACUUCACUUCUCAUCAUUCCUUUUCUCACAUUAUUAGUUUUACGAAUACACACACACACACACACACUCAAAUGCACAUACACUGCACAUUUUACAUUCCACCCUGUUACAUGUUGGACGUAAAUAUAAACAUAAACAAUCGCACAGAGACUUGCCAGCUUAUUGUGUCCUCAUGGGGCACUGGGCAUGAACUAAUGAACUAAUUCCCUUCUGUUAGGGAUUACACGUGCUGUUGUUUAGAUCACCAAAAAAAAACCAAGAAGAGGGAAGAGUUGUUUACUCACUCAUGAUUAGUUGGUGGCUUUUAAUUGAGUUGCGUUGUUCUGUUGUGCCUUUGAGCCGUAGCUCUGUAACCCAUAGCUCUCCUGUACGGCGGUGCGCCUGUGUUCUGUUCAAGCUGCACGCUCAGAGUCUCAUGAUGAGUCUUCCUGGAGAAUUUGUAUGCAGGUUUGGCUUGUUAGAUCAUGCGUGAGUGAGUUUGUUGACACACACACAACACACACACACUCACACACACUCACACACACACACACACACACACACACACACACACACACACACACACACACACACACACACACAUCUACUCUAAAGGCAUAGGUAUACACGCUCCCUAGAGGUAUUGCUCCUCUACAUGCAAACACGCUUCCUCUACCUCUAACAUUUCUCACCUGUAUCUGUUGCAAUUGCUUUUGUGUUUCCCCUUUUCAUUUUUCGUUGAGGCUUCUUUUUUUAAUACUGUAAAACAUUUGGAUGCGCUUGGUUCCUCACAGGCGUUUCUAUAUAAUGUCAAGGAUUCACACUCCUCCCAAAUAGUCCUCAUGUUGAAUGUGAACGCUUCUGUUACUCCUCACCGCACACACACACACACACACACCUCACCUCUCUUCACCUCACACUCCAGAGGACCCCCACCUCAGUAUCCUACUUCAACCUUUUUUGUAAGCGGUUCUUGUGUGUGUGUUCUUGUGGGACUUGUCAAGAUGUCCCACAGGGCUUUGUUACAGCUGUGGGAAUGCUUCCCCUUAAUUAAGUCACAUGUCUGAAGUUCUCCAAGACCGAGAGUGUCUUUGGUCGGACCGCAUGGCUGUGUUGUUUUACCUCAGUUAACCCACCCACCCACCCAGAGUCUUCGUUACAGAUCCAAAUGUUGUGUAGGAUUCAAUGACCAGUUACAAAUGUAUUCUAGCCAGUAGUCACUGUUGUUUUUUUUCUUUCUUUCUUUUUCGACCUACCCUAGCAGCACUCGGUGUGAUAUUAAAGGGAAGUGAGUUUUGGGUUAUUUUCUGUAAGGCUUAUUUGGUGUUGUCUAACACAGGGGAAAGUUCUUGGCUCUUGAUCUUAAAGGGAUUUUGUCUAGUGUUGUGGAAAUACGACCUGUGGGAGGUCAGAUGCUCAAACAAAUUAGGGUUAAAUCGCUUAGCAAACACACGCACAUACACACACACACACACAAUAGUAUUUUUACCACCCUUUACUGACUGACCACAUUCUCUGUCUCUGAUUGCGCUUGUAUCUGAUUUCUAAAAGGUUAAUUUAGAUAGGAAAGUGUUUUUAAUGUUGCGUUAUUGUUGAGUUUCUGUGAAAAUAUCUUUUUAAAAUGAAAUGCCAAUGUGAAAUAAACUUUGCUAUAUUUAUGCUAACAGAC
This is a messenger RNA of Sardina pilchardus (European sardine), 5041 nucleotides long. RefSeq names its product choline/ethanolaminephosphotransferase 1-like. Lineage: Eukaryota; Metazoa; Chordata; Actinopteri; Clupeiformes; Clupeidae. The record is from RefSeq and is a predicted model, not a curated record. The transcript has 9 exons. Gene Ontology annotation, cellular component: Golgi apparatus; endoplasmic reticulum membrane. Gene Ontology annotation, molecular function: diacylglycerol cholinephosphotransferase activity; ethanolaminephosphotransferase activity. Gene Ontology annotation, biological process: phosphatidylethanolamine biosynthetic process. The coding region runs from base 781 to 2055 and encodes 424 amino acids.